Chaetomium strumarium is the source of this 1251-nucleotide messenger RNA. RefSeq lists its product as uncharacterized. The coding region runs from base 1 to 1251 and encodes 416 amino acids. The record is from RefSeq and is a predicted model, not a curated record. The transcript has a single exon. NCBI's taxonomy places the organism in Eukaryota, Fungi, Ascomycota, Sordariomycetes, Sordariales, Chaetomiaceae.
AUGCGCUCAUUGGCUGCCGUCCUCCACCGAGGCAGCUGGCGCCGGAACAUCACCAUCGCCGCUCUCAUAGCCGUUGCCGUGACGUGCUACAAGUACGCCUGGGUCAACAUCGAGCUUCCUAAUUACUCGCUUCUGGGGGUGCCAUGGAACCCGGAUCGCCCGACAUUCCCGACGUUCCCCGCUGAGCCGCUUGCGAAUGCUUGCGAUGGCGUCGAAUCGCCUGCCGCCGGCAACGAUACGAAGGCAGCUGACGCCGCCAUUCCUAACAUUGUGCAUUACGUCUGGCUGCUCAGAAACCCAUCUGUCCUCUCGUUAGACUUCAGGGUCUUCGUCAGUGUAUACUCGUCACAUCUUUUCCUCCACCCCGACCGCAUCUACUUCCACACCGACGCAGCACCGGAGGUGUGGGAGCGCGCAAAAGCCUCUGGCGAUACCUGGACCAAGCGCGUGCUUAACAUCCCCGGCGUGACGCCCAAUUUUGUCGAGACCCCACGAGUGACCUCUAAAGGCGUCGAAAUCGACAACCUUCCCUCCAAAGCGGACUUUAUACGGGCUGACGCGCUGAGGACUUUUGGCGGGGCGUACUUCGAUACAGAUGUGGUGCCCUUGCGCGAUCUCGCGCCCCUACGCCACGCUGGGUUUGCGAAUGUCGUUGGAGCGGCCUAUGCCAUCCUUCCCAAAUACACCGGAUACGUGAACAACGGGGUUUGGCUAUCGCAACCGCACUCGAGUCUCGCCGAAAUAGUUUACAAGGCCAUGGACGCUUUCUACAAUGGAAAAUGGGCCAUCGGCGUGGAUAUCCUGACCGACCUGGCCUAUCGGCUGGACGCAGUGCCAGGUGAGGUGCUCAUCAUGAACCCCCGCGCGUUUGCGCCUGUUUCGUGGGAGCUGGCGGACCAGAAGAAGCUGUUCCAACCUCACCUCGGUACGCCGAGCGCGGCUGCGUCCGGCGGCGUGCUGGACGAUGUGGCGGGCAAGCCAAAGGAGCUGAGGAGGAACACAUGUACGGACGCGCUGGCGUGGCUGCGCGAGCGCGAGCUGGCCGGCCGCAUGGAGAGCUGGGAGAUAGAUUUUUCCGCCACAUACGUGCUGCAUGCCUUCGACGGCGACAUUGGCCAGAUUCGGGGCUGGGACCACCAGAUCACUUUGAAGUACGUCCUGGCGAGGCAGAGCAACUAUGCCCGGGCCGUGUAUCCGGCUGUUUGGCAUGCGGUCAAAACUGGCAUCAUUCCGAAGGAGGAGACGCUCUGA